This is a messenger RNA of Anopheles darlingi, 2660 nucleotides long. RefSeq names its product cell cycle control protein 50A (gene CDC50). Gene Ontology annotation, cellular component: Golgi apparatus; plasma membrane; endoplasmic reticulum. Bases 170 to 1252 code for a protein of 360 amino acids. The transcript has 5 exons. NCBI's taxonomy places the organism in Eukaryota, Metazoa, Arthropoda, Insecta, Diptera, Culicidae. The record is from RefSeq and is a predicted model, not a curated record.
UCAGAGCUGUCAGAAAUUUUCAUUUAGCGAUACAAAAAUCCUUGAACACACAACUCCGGAACAAACGUUGCAAAGAAGUUGCCCAAAACUCCCGUUCGGUUCUCUCGCUGUUUCGUGUCAAUCGGUGUUUCCUACUCCGUUCAAAGUGGCCGCGAUCAUCAGCCAGGCGAUGCCGGAAACGGUAGAAGGUGCUGAGGUGCCCAAGACAAAGCGCCCCUCGGAUUCGGCCUUCAAGCAGCAACGGCUGCCCGCUUGGCAACCUGUCCUCACCGCUGGCACAGUUCUGCCAGCAUUCUUCCUUAUCGGCAUCGUGUUUAUACCAAUCGGGGUGCUACUGCUGAUCUCAUCGAAUUCGAUAACCGAGUUCGUGUACGAUUACACGCACUGCGUGUCGGAUACGGGGAAUCAAACAUGUGCCGAAAUCAUCAGCAGAAGCUCGAACAAGGGCACGGAUUGUGAAUGCACCAUAGCGUUCGAGCUGCCGGAGGAUUUCCUCGGCAAGGUGUACCUCUAUUACGGGAUGACCAACUACUAUCAAAACCAUCGACGGUAUGUGAAGUCACGCGACGACGACCAGCUGCUUGGCCGAUUGUCCUCCACGCCAUCCAGUGACUGUGCACCGUUUGCGUACAUAGACGAGGAGGAACAAAAACCGAUAGCACCGUGCGGUGCGAUAGCGAACUCGCUGUUCAGCGACCGAUUCGAGAUGUACUCGGUUACGCUCGACCGGAAAGUGCCGCUGUUGCAAACCGAGAUCGCCUGGCCAUCAGAUCGGCAGAUCAAGUUCCGCAACCCGGACGGUGAUCUCGAGGAGGCCCUGCGGGGCUUUUCCAGCCCGAAGGCAUGGAACCGCCCGCUGUGGGAGUUGGACAAGACGAACAAGGACAACAACGGUUUCCAAAACGAGGAUCUGAUCGUGUGGAUGCGGACAGCGGCACUGCCGACCUUCCGGAAGCUGCACCGCCGCAUUGAUCACUCGCAGGACGGGUUCCAGGAGGGGCUUAGCAAGGGGAACUACACGUUCAAGGUUAUGUAUUCCUACUCGGUCAUUGAGUUUGAGGGCACCAAGAAGUUCAUACUCUCCACGACUUCGCUGCUGGGUGGUAAGAAUCCGUUCCUUGGGUUCGCCUACAUCAUCGUCGGCAGUGUUUGCCUGCUGCUAGGACUGGUACUGCUUAUCAUUCACGUAAAGUGCAAUAAAACUAACGGCGGCAUCAGCAACGUUCAUCAGCGGUCGUCUUCGCGCCCCUAGGAGUUACUGUGCCUCAACAGUUAAUUAUAAUUUUGGCUUCGAUUGGCCAAUCUUUUCUAAAAUGUUUGCCCCCCUACAAUGCCCGUUACUUUUGUAAUUAAUUUUAUUCCGAGCAUUUAUGCGCUUUCGCUCUACCUAAGUACUUCACUUUUUGAGCUCGCCAGCAACUUAUUUCAAACUAAACGAUUAAGCCGAUUAAGCGAGGCAGAAUUUUAGCUUUAUUUUGUUUAAUUUCCUAAAUCAAACCACUAGAUUAUUGUGUUUGCUCUCGUUACAUGCUUGUUGUUAUUGAUUUAGCAUCGUUAUGAUUAUCCAUUCCAUCCAGCCCUGGCAGAAAUGAUACCGGUUAGGCUAAAUGUUAUCCGCAGUCGUGGAGAUACGCUUUGAAGUAGCAGCGCUUCAGCUUGUAUCAUUUUAGCAGGCGGAAACGUCGACAAUCGAAGCAGACGGAUCUAAAUUUGCUUUUUAACACUAGAGACAGACGGAUUAUACAACCCCAGGAUCGAUAGAUGCAGGGCCGAUGAAGCCAGUUAGGGAUCUAUAGUUAUGUGCUGACGCAUAAAGGUAUCUGCUGAAGCAUUUGCCAAGUCGCCACAUCGAUACAGCGGUUCCAAGGUCAGCAUACACUUGUGCCGACGCAGCACAUCACACAGAUGCAGCAUGCAGACCUUCAUCUCCCAUCCAUAAUUCUAUAUCGUACUUUUAGCAUGGUAGAUGGAAUAAGGGUUCGUUUUUUUCAAUGCUGAUAAUUCUUGCGAAUGGGUAUGGCUUGGCUCGUGUAGUUAUUUUACAAAAAAAAAACAAAAGCAAAACUAGCGCUCCGCACCCAUAUCGUUAUGUUUGAAACGCACGCUCGUGCGCUUAUCCACACCUAUCAUAGAGAUAAAGCUGCACACACAGUUUUCUUAUUCUACAAAGUGUCCUUUGAUGAAACCAUUGUGCGAUCACAGCCGACAAAAGGCGUUUGAAUGUCCUAAUGUAUGUGUGAAAGACAAAAUUACCAAAAAGCGUAAGAUAUAGGCUAGCUAGUGACAGUUGCAGUGAUUCUGUUGGUGUGAAAAAUUGCGCGCUACAAUGGUGCAGCCAGAAAAACAGAGUGUGUCCAUGGAGGUUUUCGAUCAAACAGCUCCAUCGUAAAUGUUCACACCAGAAGAAUUACCGCUUUAGUGGGGUUUAGGUCCUCGCGCAGAUAAAAUGAGAAAUAUUCGAUGGAGACCAUGAUCAACUUUAACCUAUGAUAUCUGAUGAUGGUCGCCGUACGGAUUAAGUAUUAUUCAUAAAAAACCUGCAUAAGAUGAAUAACAUUUGGGUAAUUCUAAACGUGUAAGGGAUAUGAAACUAUAGAGUGUUGAUAGUAAAUCUAUAUGAUAUAUAUUAGAAGCAAUAAAAUAUUGUUGUGAAACCGUUU